CGGGAGGCGGAGGCGCCGCGUAGGCCCGGGAGACCGGGCUGGCGGGCCCGGGACCCAGAGCCCCAUGCGCCGCUGCCUCCCCCGACGAUGUUCCCCUCCCGGAUGAAAGCGGCACAGCUGCCCUGGGAGGACGGCAGGUCCAAGUUGCUCCCGGGUGGCCUCCCCCGGAAAUGCUCCAUCUUCCACCUCUUCGUUGCCUGUCUGUUAUUGGGCUUCUUCUCCCUACUCUGGCUGCAGCUCAGCUGCUCAGGUGACAUGGCCCGGGCAGCCAGGGAACAAGGGCAGGAGACCCCAAGCCCAUCCCGGGCCUGCCCCCCAGAGCUGCCCCCUGAGCACUGGGAGGAAGACUCGUCAUGGGGCCCCCACCGCCUGGCAGUGCUGGUACCCUUCCGUGAACGCUUCGAGGAGCUCCUGGUCUUUGUGCCCCACAUGCACCGCUUCCUGAGCAGGAAGAAGAUCCAGCACCACAUCUAUGUGCUCAACCAGGUGGACCAUUUCAGGUUCAACCGCGCUGCACUCAUCAAUGUGGGCUUCCUGGAGAGCAGCAACAGCACAGACUACAUCGCCAUGCAUGACGUGGACCUGCUGCCUCUCAAUGAGGAGCUGGACUAUGGCUUCCCUGAGGCUGGGCCCUUCCACGUGGCCUCCCCGGAACUCCACCCUCUCUACCACUAUAAGACCUAUGUCGGCGGCAUCCUGCUGCUCUCCAAGCAGCACUACCAGCUGUGCAAUGGGAUGUCCAACCGCUUCUGGGGCUGGGGCCGUGAGGAUGACGAGUUCUACCGGCGCAUUAAAGGAGCUGGGCUCCAGCUUUUCCGCCCUUCGGGAAUCACAACUGGGUACAAGACAUUUCGCCACCUGCAUGAUCCAGCCUGGCGGAAGAGGGACCAGAAGCGCAUUGCGGCUCAAAAACAGGAGCAAUUCAAGGUAGACCUGGAGGGAGGCCUGAGCACUGUGAAGUACCGCGUGGAUUCCCGCACAGCCCUGUCUGUGGGCGGGGCCCCCUGCACUGUUCUCAACAUCGUGUUGGACUGUGACAAGGCUGCCACCCCCUGGUGUACAUUUGGCUGAGUUGGCUAGACACGCCACACUGCUACUCAGGCUCAGGACAAAGCCUCAGGCCCCGGGCCCAGCUCCUGUAAGAUGUGGGGUGGCCUGAGGCAACAGAUAGCAAACUAUGUGUUUGCAGCAGCCUGUCCCCCAAAGGCAGGCUUGAGCCGGAACAGGACGCAUGGGGUGCAUGGGAUGCUGCUAGCAAUAGACAGUGAUCGGAGAGAGGCUGGGCUGUGGCUCCAGGCUGGGACUCUCCACCCUGUCUUCCUGCUCGGCCCACUCUACCCUCCUUUGCGUGCUGAGACCUGUGGGCAAUGAGUAGGGUUGAACAGGACAACGUCUAAUCAAGCUCGCUUUUCCUUCCCACUGGACUGCCUUGUGCAGAGGUACAGUUUAGAAGCCAUGCAGCUGAUGUAGGUGGCAGAUGUGAUUGGGAGGGCUAAAACUUCAGAAACCAGAGCACAAGCCCGCAGAAGGAAGCACUUGAUACCAGCUCUAGCUGUUUGUCACCACACAGGAAUGUGGGCCUAGUAUGGCCAGAUCUUCUGAUUUUUCAAAAGAAACUAGGAUGCUGGACUCUUAAGUGAAAUCUUCUGAUUUUUAAAUGAUAGCAACUAAUCGAAACUUUAAAAAAGUAUGGCAGGGCAAACAAAA
Messenger RNA from Galeopterus variegatus (Sunda flying lemur), 1707 nucleotides. It is a transcript of the gene B4GALT7, whose product is annotated as xylosylprotein beta 1,4-galactosyltransferase, polypeptide 7. The record is from RefSeq and is a predicted model, not a curated record. The transcript has 6 exons. Gene Ontology annotation, biological process: carbohydrate metabolic process; proteoglycan biosynthetic process. NCBI's taxonomy places the organism in Eukaryota, Metazoa, Chordata, Mammalia, Dermoptera, Cynocephalidae. The coding region runs from base 88 to 1071 and encodes 327 amino acids. Gene Ontology annotation, molecular function: xylosylprotein 4-beta-galactosyltransferase activity.